This is a messenger RNA of Fusarium sp. VM40, 1080 nucleotides long. NCBI's taxonomy places the organism in Eukaryota, Fungi, Ascomycota, Sordariomycetes, Hypocreales, Nectriaceae. The record is from the annotation of a GenBank genome assembly.
AUGGCGCAAAAUAGGCAUUGGGAACAGGACAAGGAGGCGACCGUCUACAUCGGAAACAUCGACGAGCGCGCAACCUCGGCAAUGGUAUACGAGAUAAUGCUGCAGAUGGGACCGAUCCACAACAUCCACAUGCCUCGCGACCGCGUCACCCAGACGCACCAGGGCUUCGGCUUCGUCGAGUUCCGCACGCCCACCGACGCCGAGUACGCCGCCAACGUGAUGAACGGGAUCAAGCUGUACGGCAAGUCACUGCGCGUUAACAAGGCUAGCGCUGAUAAACAGCGCGCUGCCGAGGUCGGCGCCGAGCUGUUCAUUGGAAACCUCGAUCCCAUGGUCGACGAGAAGAUCCUCUACGACACCUUCAGCCGCUUCGGUCCGCUGCUGAGUCUACCAAAGGUCGCUAGGGAGGAGUCUGGCGCGAGUAAGGGCUUUGGAUUUGUCAGCUUUGCCGACUUUGAGAGCAGUGAUGCUGCUAUUGCGAAUCUGCACGGGCAGUACAUUCUGAGUAAGGAGGUUUCGGUGCAGUAUGCCUUCAAAAAGGAUGGCAAGGGAGAGAGACACGGUGACGAGGCAGAACGAGAGCUGGCUGCACAGGCCAAGAAGCGCAAUAUCGUUCCUGAGGCCCAACCUGUUCCCCAGGCGUUUCUUCAACAGCCACCAGCUGCAGCUGCGCCCCCAGCUGGUUUCGACCCUUCGGCAAUGGGAAGGAUGCCCGCUGGUGUACCUCCGCCGCAAGGCAUGCCCGGUGGAUUUGCACCCCCAGGUCGAGGACCUUCACCGUACAACACCGGCAUUCCGCCUCCCGGAAUACCGACCCGUGGACCCCCCGUGCCUCUACCGCCAGCUCCAUCCGGUUUACCCGCGCGACCACCGCAAUCACAGGCCAGCUACACCAACCCAGCCGACUUCCACCCUGGCAGCUUCAGACCACCGUCCGGAUCUCCAGCACAGGGCUUCCCAGUUGCUCCCCCGCCUGGUUUCCCAGCUCCUCCCCAGGCCGCACCGGCUGCUCCUGGUGCUCCUCCGCCUGGGUUUAUGCCUCCUCCGGGCUUUCAACCACCCCCUGGAUUCCGUCGAUGA